Messenger RNA from Cygnus olor (mute swan), 15257 nucleotides. RefSeq names its product HECT and RLD domain containing E3 ubiquitin protein ligase family member 1 (gene HERC1). The record is from RefSeq and is a predicted model, not a curated record. NCBI's taxonomy places the organism in Eukaryota, Metazoa, Chordata, Aves, Anseriformes, Anatidae. Gene Ontology annotation, molecular function: ubiquitin-protein transferase activity; protein binding.
CUGGCGGCCCCCCUCCCCCUCCCCGCCCGCGUCAUGUUUUCUCUUUGACAAGCCGCCGCCGCUGCCGCAGGGAGGACGCGGCUCCGGGCGGGGACUCGCCCCCGGCCCGUGUCCCGGCCCCGCGGAAAGCCCCGGCCGAGGUGUGCCGCCCCCCGCGCUGCCUGGCCUAAUGGCAAAAGAGUAAACCAACAUGGCAGCUAUGGUCCCACCUGUGAAGCUGAAAUGGCUUGAACAUCUAAACAGCUCUUGGAUCACAGAAGACAGUGAAUCUAUUGCAACAAGGGAGGGAGUUUCUAUCUUGUACGCUAAGUUAGUUAGCAAUAAAGAAGUAGUGCCAUUGCCCCAGCAGGUUCUGUGCCUCAAAGGACCUCAGCUUCCGGAUUUUGAGCGGGAAUCUCUAUCUAGCGAUGAACAGGACCACUAUUUGGAUGCUCUUCUUAGCAGCCAGCUGGCACUGGCUAAGAUGGUAUGCUCAGACUCUCCGUUUGCUGGAGCACUUCGAAAACGUCUCCUUGUAUUGCAGCGUGUCUUCUAUGCACUUUCUAACAAAUACCACGAUAAGGGUAAGGUGAAACAACAGCAGCAUUCACCAGAAAGCAGUUCUGGAUCAACAGAUGUGCAUUCUGUCAGUGAACGUCCUCGGUCAAGUACAGAUGCACUUAUAGAAAUGGGGGUACGGACUGGAUUAAGCUUGUUGUUUGCACUGCUGAGACAAAGCUGGAUGAUGCCAGCAUCGGGACCUGGCCUCAGCCUCUGCAAUGAUGUUAUCCAUACUGCAAUAGAAGUUGUGAGCUCUUUACCACCUCUAUCUUUAGCAAAUGAAAGCAAAAUUCCACCGAUGGGGUUGGACUGUUUAUCACAAGUAACAACAUUUCUUAAAGGAGUAACAAUUCCAAACUCUGGGGCAGAUACUUUAGGUCGUAGGUUAGCUUCUGAAUUGCUUCUUGGCUUGGCUGCCCAGCGAGGUUCCCUGCGAUACCUUCUUGAAUGGAUAGAAAUGGCAUUAAGUGCUUCAGCUGUAGUAAACAGCAUGGAGAAGACCAAGAUGCUGCAAAGCCCAGAAGGGAUGAUCAGCUUUGAUUGCUUUAUGAGUAUAUUGAUGCAGAUGCGACGGUCUUUGGGAUCAUCUGCUGACCGGAGUCAAUGGAGAGAGCCAACUAGAACAUCUGAUGGCUUAUGUUCUCUUUACGAGGCGGCUCUGUGUUUAUUUGAAGAGGUUUGUCGAAUGGCGUCAGACUACUCAAGAACAUGUGCCAGCCCUGACAGCAUUCAAACGGGUGAUGCUCCCAUUGUUUCUGAGACCUGUGAAGUUUACGUUUGGGGUAGCAACAGCAGUCAUCAACUGGUAGAAGGAACUCAAGAGAAAAUACUUCAACCCAAGCUUGCUCCCAGUUUUUCUGAUGCACAGACUAUUGAAGCUGGACAAUAUUGUACUUUUGUAAUUUCUACAGAUGGUUCUGUUAGAGCCUGUGGUAAAGGCAGUUAUGGGAGACUAGGACUGGGUGAUUCCAAUAACCAGUCUACAUUGAAAAAAUUGACUUUUGAGCCUCAUAGAUCUAUUAAAAAAGUGUCAUCUUCAAAAGGAUCUGAUGGGCACACUCUAGCAUUUACAACAGAAGGGGAAGUCUUCAGCUGGGGUGAUGGUGACUACGGAAAACUGGGUCAUGGAAAUAGUUCAACUCAGAAAUAUCCCAAGCUUAUUCAGGGUCCUCUGCAAGGGAAGGUUGUUGUAUGUGUAUCAGCUGGAUACAGACAUAGUGCUGCUGUUACAGAAGAUGGAGAGCUAUACACGUGGGGGGAAGGAGACUUUGGAAGAUUAGGUCACGGUGACAGCAACAGUCGCAACAUUCCUACUUUAGUAAAAGAUAUUAGCAAUGUGGGAGAGGUUUCCUGUGGCAGUUCACACACAAUAGCUCUGUCCAAAGAUGGCAGAACAGUAUGGUCAUUUGGAGGAGGAGAUAAUGGCAAACUUGGUCAUGGAGAUACAAACAGAGUAUAUAAACCUAAAGUUAUAGAAGCCUUGCAAGGAAUGUUUAUUCGUAAAGUUUGUGCUGGAAGCCAGUCUUCGCUUGCCUUAACAUCAACAGGACAGGUUUAUGCAUGGGGCUGUGGUGCAUGUCUUGGCUGUGGCUCGUCCGAGGCAACUGCUCUCAGACCGAAGCUUAUCGAAGAGCUGGCUGCUACAAGAAUAGUUGAUAUUUCAAUUGGUGACAGUCACUGUUUGGCACUUUCUCAUGAUAAUGAAGUUUAUGCUUGGGGUAACAAUUCAAUGGGACAGUGUGGUCAGGGAAACUCUACUGGUCCCAUUACUAAACCAAAGAAAGUAAGUGGUUUAGAUGGAGUUGCAAUUCAACAGAUUUCAGCAGGAACCUCCCAUAGCCUCGCCUGGACAGCUCUUCCAAGAGACAGGCAAGUUGUGGCAUGGCACAGACCCUAUUGUGUAGACCUUGAAGAAAGUACCUUUUCGCAUCUUCGUUCUUUUCUUGAGCACUACUGUGACAAAAUUAACAGUGAAAUCCCCCCUCUUCCUUUUCCUUCAUCAAGGGAACAUCACAGUUUUCUUAAAUUGUGCCUGAAGCUGCUUUCUAAUCAUCUUGCACUUGCACUGGCUGGAGGUGUAGCUACUAGCAUUCUUGGUCGGCAAGCUGGUCCACUUCGAAAUUUAUUGUUUAGACUGAUGGACUCUUCUGUCCCUGAUGAAAUUCAAGAAGUCGUAAUUGAAACUCUCUCAGUAGGAGCAACUAUGCUACUUCCUCCAUUGCGAGAAAGAAUGGAAUUGCUACACUCUCUUCUACCCCAGGGUCCUGAUAGAUGGGAAAGCUUAUCAAAAGGACAGAGAAUGCAAUUGGAUAUUAUUUUGACAAGCUUGCAAGAUCACACCCAUGUAGCUUCUCUGCUUGGAUAUAGCUCACCAUCUGAUGCCACCGAAACUUCCUCAUUAUGCAUCAGCUAUGGAAAUCUCUCCGAUCAAACAUACACUGUCCAGAGCAGUCAUCCAGAUACUCAUCUAGCAGAAAUCUUAAUGAAGACUCUUCUAAGGAAUUUGGGGUUUUAUACUGAUCAAGCCUUUGGAGAACUGGAAAAAAACAGUGACAAAUUUUUACUGGGUACAUCAUCAUCAGAAAACAGCCAACCGGCUCAUCUUCAUGAGCUUUUAUGUUCACUGCAGAAACAGUUGCUGGCUUUUUGUCACAUCAACAGUGUUAGUGAGAAUUCCAGCAGUGUGGCACUGCUUCACAAACACCUUCAGCUUUUAUUGCCUCACGCUACAGAUAUCUAUUCCCGUUCUGCAACGCUGCUUAAGGAAAGCUCUUGGAAUGGUAGUGUUGGGGAAAAACUGAGAGAUGUAAUUUAUGUAUCUGCAGCUGGUAGUAUGUUGUCUCAGAUUGUCAACUCGUUAUUGUUACUGCCAGUGUCAGUAGCUCGUCCUUUGUUGAGUUACCUGCUGGAUCUGUUGCCACCUUUAGAUCGUCUUAAUAGACUCUUACCUGCUGCAGCACUUCUAGAAGAUCAAGAGUUACAGUGGCCACUUCAUGGUGGACCUGAACUAAUAGAUCCUGCUGGAGUGCCCUUACCACAGCCUGCCCAGUCUUGGGUAUGGCUUGUUGAUCUAGAGAGAACUGUAGCUCUACUUAUUGGGCGGUGUCUUGGUGGCAUGCUUCAAGGACCUCCAGUGUCCCCUGAGGAGCAAGAUACAGCCUACUGGCUGAAAACUCCCCUUCUCAGUGAUGGAGUUGAAAUGGAUAUUCCUCAUUUAGAUAAAUGCAUGAGCUCCUUAUUAGAAGUGGCCUUAUCUGGAAAUGAGGAACAGAAGCCGUUUGAUUAUAAGCUGAGACCUGAGAUUACUGUCUAUGUUGAUUUGGCUUUGGGUUGUACAAAAGAGCCAGCAAGGAGCCUGUGGAUCAGUAUGCAAGACUAUGCUGUUAGUAAAGAUUGGGAUACUGCAACUUUAAGUAAUGAAUCACUCCUGGAUACUGUGUCCAGAUUUGUUCUUGCAGCUCUUCUGAAACAUACAAGUUUGCUUAGUCAAGCCUGUGGGGAGAGCAGGUACCAGCCUGGCAAAGCCUUGGCAGAAGUGUACCGUUGUGUUUAUAAAGUUCGGAGUCGCUUGCUUGCCUGCAAGAACAUGGAACUUAUUCAGACUAGAUCAUCAUCAAGAGACAGAUGGAUGUUAGAUAACCAAGAAUCUGCUGACAUUGAUACUCAGGAGCAUUCUUUUACUCGUACAAUUGAUGAAGAAGCAGAAAUGGAGGAGCAGGCAGAACGUGACAGAGAAGAAGGACACCCAGAACAGGAAGACGAAGAAGAGGAAAGGGAACAUGAAGUUAUGACAGCUGGUAAAAUAUUUCAAUGUUUCCUAUCAGCCCGUGAAGUAGCUCGCAGUCGGGAUCGAGAUAGGAUGAACGCUGGGACAGGGACUAGACUUGAUGAUCAACCUCCUCAGUCUCAGCAGGAGCGAAGAAUCAGCACUGAUCUGACUGAAGGUCAAGAUGUGUAUACUGCUGCAUGCAACUCUGUCAUCCACAGAUGUGCCUUGUUGAUCCUAGGAGUGAGCCCUGUUAUUGAGGAACUCCAGAAACGAAGGGAGGAUGGACAGUUACAGCAGCCUCCCUCUACUGCUCCUGAGAGUAUCGGACUCAUGACAAGGAGUGAAAGUCUUACUGCAGAGAGUCGCUCAAUCCAUGCAAACUCAAACUAUAGACUGAUUAAGUCAAGAAGUGAAUCUGAUUUGUCUCAGCCAGAAUCAGAUGAAGAAGGUUAUUCACUGAGUGGAAGACGAAAUGUUGAUUUGGAUUUGGCGUCAUCACACAGAAAGAGGGGAGCGAUACACAGUCAAGUGGAACCUUUAAGUGACUCAUGGGCUCGACUAAAACACAGCAGAGAUUGGUUGUACACUUCCUCCUACUCAUUUGUUGAGUCCGAUUUUGAUCUCUCAAGAUCUCUUGGAGUUCAUACUUUGAUUGAAAAUGUUGUCAGCUUUGUAAGUGGAGAUGUGGGAAACUCUCCAGGAUUUAAGGAACCAGAGGAAAGUAUGUCCACCAGUCCACAGGCAUCAAUAAUUGCAAUGGAGCAGCAGCAGCUGAGGGCUGAGCUUCGUCUAGAAGCACUUCAUCAGAUCUUAGUGCUUCUAUCAGGGAUGGAGGAAAAAGGGAGUGUGCCAUUAAUGGGAAGUCAUCAAGGGCCAGGAUUUCAGUCGUCUUCAUUGCUAACUUCUGUUAGACUACAGUUUCUUGCUGGUUGCUUCGGUUUGGGUACUGUAGGACAUGCAGGUGCCAAAGGAGAGAGUGUAAGACUGCAUCACUACCAGGAUGGUAUCAGAGCAGCUAAGAGAAGUAUUCAGAUUGAAAUCCAGGUGGCUGUGCACAAAAUUUACCAGCAAUUAUCUGCUACAUUAGAAAGAGCACUGCAAGCUAAUAAGCAUCACAUAGAAGCACAACAGCGUCUUCUGCUGGUAACAGUCUUUGCUCUGAGUGUACACUAUCAGCCCGUUGAUGUCUCCUUGGCCAUUUCCACUGGUUUGCUAAAUGUGCUAUCACAGUUGUGUGGCACAGACACCAUGCUAGGACAACCACUCCAGUUGCUGCCCAAAACUGGUAUUUCUCAACUCAGCACAGCCUUGAAAGUAGCCAGUACAAGACUACUUCAGAUCCUUGCAAUCACCACAGGAACCUAUGCUGACAAACUGAGCCCAAAGGUGGUCCAAUCUUUGCUGGAUUUAUUAUGCAGUCAGCUGAAGAACUUGUUAUCACAAGCUGGUGUGAUGCUUAUGGCUUCCUUUGGAGAAGGGGAAGGUGAGGAAUGUGAAGUAGAAUCAAAGAAGACCGAUUCAAAUGGGGAGAAUGAAAAGAGAGACUUCAGAGCUGCCCUCCGAAAGCAACAUGCAGCUGAAUUGCACUUGGGAGACUUUCUUGUUUUCCUACGUCGAGUUGUGUCUUCAAAAGCAAUUCAGUCAAAAAUGGCGUCUCCAAAGUGGACAGAAGUACUUCUUAAUAUUGCUUCUCAGAAGUGUUGCUCAGGAGUUCCCUUGGUUGGCAAUUUGAGGACUAGACUUCUUGCACUUCAUGUACUAGAAGCUGUAUUACCUGCUUGUGAAUCUGGCGUUGAAGAUGAUCAAAUGGCUCAGGUUGUUGAACGAUUAUUCUUGCUUCUGUCUGACUGCAUGUGGGAGACACCAAUAGCUCAGGCUAAACAUGCAAUUCAAAUAAAGGAGAAAGAACAAGAAAUGAAACUACAGAAGCAAGGAGAGUCUGAAGAUGAAGAUGAGAAUCUUCCCAUACAGGAAGUGUCCUUUGACCCUGAGAAAGCUCAAUGCUGCAUAGUGGAGAAUGGGCAGAUUCUGACUCACGGAAGUGGAGGUAAAGGAUAUGGAUUAGCAUCCACUGGAGUCACUUCUGGGUGUUACCAGUGGAAGUUCUACAUUGUGAAAGAGAAUCGAGGCAAUGAAGGCACAUGUGUAGGAGUUUCUCGUUGGCCAGUACAUGAUUUUAACCAUCGCACUACCUCAGAUAUGUGGCUAUACAGAGCCUAUAGUGGUAACCUUUAUCACAAUGGAGAACAAACUUUGACUCUGUCCAGCUUUACACAAGGGGAUUUCAUCACAUGCGUAUUAGAUAUGGAAGCAAGAACUAUUUCUUUUGGUAAAAAUGGAGAGGAGCCAAAACUAGCUUUUGAAGAUGUAGAUGCAGCAGAGUUAUACCCUUGUGUUAUGUUCUAUAGCAGUAAUCCAGGAGAAAAGGUGAAAAUCUGUGAUAUGCAGAUGCGUGGUACACCGAGAGAUUUGCUACCUGGUGACCCCAUCUGCAGUCCUGUUGCUGCAGUGCUGGCAGAAGCCACUAUCCAACUCAUUCGUAUCCUUCAUCGCACAGACCGUUGGACACACUGCAUCAAUAAAAAAAUGAUGGAAAGACUGAAUAAAAUCAAAACAUGUCUUAAAGAAGCAGGUCAAAAACUGAAGAAAAGUCGCUCGAUUCAAAGUCGAGAAGAGAAUGAGGUGAGAGAGGAGAAAGAAAAUAGAGAGGAGAAAAGCAAGCAUAGUAGGCAUGGUUUAGCUGACCUUUCAGAACUUCAACUGAAGAUGCUGUGUGUGGAAGUGUGGCCUGUUCUAGCAGUAAUUGGCGGAGUUGAUGCUGGUCUUAGAGUUGGAGGUCGAUGUGUACACAAGCAAACAGGACGUCAUGCUACUUUACUUGGAGUAGUGAAGGAAGGCAGUACAUCUGCCAAGGUCCAAUGGGAUGAAGCAGAGAUUACUAUAAGCUUCCCAACUUUUUGGUCGCCUAGUGAUACUCCCCUGUAUAAUCUGGAGCCCUGUGAACCACUGCCUUUUGAUGUUGCAAGAUUUCGUGGGCUGACAGCUGCUGUGUUGCUGGACCUUACCUAUCUGACUGGUAUUCACGAGGAUAUGGGAAAACAAAGCACUAAGAGACAUGAGAAAAAACACAGACAUGAAUCCGAAGACAAAGGGGAAGUGGACCAGAAAAUGGAGGGGGAUGGUGGAUCAGAUACGCGAUUAGCACAAAGUGCUGAUGAUAACAAAGGACAUAGUACUACAAGCUCGAAGUCAGAAAAUGAAAUUGCUUCCUUUUCUCUAGAGCCAUCGACACUAGGUAUGGAAUCCCAGCACCAACCUGCUGAAGGAAGAAAAAAGAAUCAUGAGCAUACUCCAAGAAAUCAUGAUAUAGUGCAGUCAGAAAUCAGAGCAGUACAGCUAUCUUACCUUUAUCUUGGUGCUAUGAAGUCACUUAGUGUUCUUCUUAGUUGUAGUAAAUAUGCUGAACUACUGUUAAUACCAAAAGUCCUGGCAGAAAAUGGUCACAACUCUGAUUGUGCUAGUUCUCCAGUUGUUCACGAAGAUGUUGAAAUGCGUGCUGCCUUGCAGUUCCUGAUGCGACACAUGGUGAAACGGGCAGUCAUGCGCUCACCGAUUAAAAGAGCUCUAGGACUGGCAGAUUUAGAACGAGCACAAGCCAUGAUCUACAAAUUAGUGGUUCAUGGGCUGCUGGAGGAUCAGUUUGGUGGCAGACUUAAGCAAGAAGUAGAUCAGCAAGUAGAAGAAGGUGAUCAGUCUCAGCAAGCCCAAACACCAGUUACAACCAGCCCUUCUGCUUCUAGCACAACAUCUUUCAUGAGCAGCUCUCUGGAGGAUACCACCACUGCUACUACUCCGGUAACUGAUACUGAAACUGUUCCAGCUUCAGAGUCACCUGGUGUUAUGCCUCUCAGUCUUCUUAGGCAGAUGUUCUCUAGCUAUCCUACUACAACUGUACUUCCAGCACGACGUGCUCAGACUCCUCCUAUAUCUUCUUUACCAACAUCUCCUUCAGAUGAAGUUGGAAGGAGGCAAAGUUUGACUUCUCCUGAUUCCCAGUCUGCAAGGCCUGCAAACCGUACAGCUUUGUCUGAUCCAAGCAGCCGACUUUCAACAUCCCCUCCUCCUCCUGCCAUUGCUGUUCCGUUGUUAGAGAUGGGGUUCUCCCUCAGGCAGAUUGCAAAAGCCAUGGAAGCCACAGGUGCCAGAGGAGAAGCAGAUGCACAGAAUAUCACAGUGCUGGCCAUGUGGAUGAUAGAGCAUCCUGGAAAUGAAGAUGAUGAAGAGCCCCAGUCAGAAGUGACUGUAGAUUCACGACAUGGGACAAUAGUCUCUGGAAGUGGUGGAAAAUCUGGUGAUCAUUGUUAUUUGCAGUCACCAGGUGAUAUCCCAUCUGCUGAUGCCACUGAAAUGGAGGAAGGCUUUAGUGAAAGCCCUGAUAAUAUGGAUCAUGCAGAUAAUGCAGCUUCUGCAAGUGGACCUCCUUCUAGAAGUCGGUCAGCUGUAACAAGAAGACACAAAUUAGAUUUAGCUGCCCGAACAUUGCUAGCACGUGCUGCGGGAUUAUACCGCUCUGUACAGGCCCACGGGAAUCAGAAUCGAAGAGGAGCGAUAUGUUUGCAGCCAGAUCCAGGGGCUCUUUAUGACUUCAACUUGGAUGAGGAGUUGGAAAUUGACCUUGAUGAUGAAGCAAUGGAAGCUAUGUUUGGUCAAGACCUGGCUAGCGAUAAUGAUAUUCUGGGAAUGUGGAUCCCAGAGGUAUUGGAUUGGCCUACCUGGCAUGUUUGUGAAUCUGAAGACAGAGAAGAAGUAGUAGUUUGUGAACUGUGUGAAUCGAGUGUUGUCAGCUUCAAUCAACAUAUGAAAAGAAACCAUCCAGGCUGCGGUCGCAGUGCAAAUCGUCAGGGCUACCGUAGCAAUGGUUCUUACGUAGAUGGAUGGUUUGGUGGUGAAUGUGGAAGCGGAAAUCCCUACUAUUUAUUAUGUGGCAUCUGCAGAGAGAAGUACUUAGCCCUGAAGAGUAAAUCUAAAACAUCAGCUUCAGAAAGGUACAAAGGCCAGGCUCCCGAUUUAAUAGGUAAACAAGACAGUGUCUAUGAAGAAGACUGGGAUAUGUUAGAUGUAGAUGAAGAUGAAAAGCUGACAGGAGAAGAGGAGUUUGAAUUACUGGCUGGACCUCUUGGGUUAAAUGAUCGACGUAUUGUGCCUGAACCUGUACAGUUCCCUGAUAGUGACCCUCUGGGUGCGUCAGUUGCAAUGGUGACAGCCACCAACAGUAUGGAAGAAACAUUGAUGCAAAUAGGCUGUCAUGGCUCUAUAGAAAAAAGUUCUUCUGGCAGGAUAACCUUAGGAGAACAGGCAGCUGCCCUAGUAAAUCCACAUGACCGUGUUAUGGCCCUAAGAAGAGUGACAGCUGCUGCACAAGUCCUCCUUGCAAGAACUAUGGUUAUGAGAGCGCUCUCACUUUUGUCUGUCAGUGGCUCCAGCUGUAGUCUGGCAGCUGGUCUUGAAUCCUUGGGAUUAACAGAUAUCAGAACUUUGGUUCGUUUAAUGUGCCUCGCUGCAGCAGGGAGAGCAGGACUCUCCACAAGUCCAUCCACUGUGUCAAGUUCAACAGAGCGAACUAGAGGAAUACACAGCAAAACAAGCAAGCCUAUAUCUUGUCUUGCCUACCUGAGUACAGCAGUAGGCUGUUUGGCAUCAAACACUCCUAGUGCUGCUAAACUGCUGGUUCAGUUAUGUACGCAGAAUUUGAUUUCUGCAGCAACUGGUGUAAACUUAACAACAGUUGAUGAUCCAAUUCAACGAAAAUUUUUGCCAAGCUUUUUAAGAGGAAUUGCUGAAGAAAACAAACUUGUAACAUCUCCGAAUUUUGUGGUUACUCAGGCACUUGUAGCAUUGUUGGCAGACAAAGGGGCCAAACUGAGGCCAAAUUAUGAUAAAGCAGAAAUUGAAAAGAAAGGCCCUCUGGAGCUGGCUAAUGCACUAGCAGCUUGCUGCCUUUCUUCAAGGUUAUCUUCACAACAUAGGCAGUGGGCUGCUCAGCAGCUGGUGCGAACUCUUGCAGCUCAUGAUCGAGAUAAUCAAACUAUUCCUCAGACCCUUGCUGAUAUGGGGGGAGACUUACGAAAAUGUUCCUUCAUAAAAUUAGAGGCUCAUCAGAACAGGGUCAUGACAUGUGUUUGGUGCAAUAAAAAGGGACUUCUGGCAACUAGUGGAAAUGAUGGUACCAUAAGAGUGUGGAAUGUUACCAAGAAGCAGUAUUCAUUGCAACAAACGUGUGUGCUCAACAAAUUAGAAGGCGAUUCUGAAGAAAGUCUGGGGUCACCCAGUGACCUUAGUUUGUCUCUUGUCUGUUGGAGCAUCAGUGGCAAGUAUCUGGCUGGAGCUACGGAAAAGAUGGUGAACAUAUGGCAAGUAAAUGGAGGAAAAGGAUUAUUAGAUCUUCAGCCUCACUGGGUAUCUGCAUUAGCUUGGCCGGAAGAAGGGCCAGCGGCAGCAUGGAAAGGAGAAUUGCUAUUAAUUGGCCGUAUGGAUGGAUCUCUUGGACUUAUUGAAGUUGUGGAUAUUUCAACCAUGCACCGGAUAGAAUUGGAACACUGCUACAGAAAGGAUGUUUCCGUCACAUGCCUUGCCUGGUUCAGUGAAGACAGACCAUUUGCAGUUGGCUAUUCAGAUGGAAAGUUGCUAAUAGGAACAAAGGAACCACUUGAAAAAGGAGAAAUUGUUCUAGUUGAUGCACACAAGGAUAUGAUUGUUAGUAUGAAGUGGGAUCCAACUGGUAAGAUCCUCCUGACAUGUGCCAAAGAAGAAACAGUGAAACUCUGGGGAUAUAUGGGAGAGUCUUGGAGACGUCUGCAUUCACUGCCCCAUCCAGCUCUUGUGAAUGGCAUUGCGUGGUGUGCUCUUCCAGGGAAAGGACCCAAGUUACAGCUUUUACUAGCUACAGGAUGCCACAAUGGUUUGGUGUGUGUCUGGACUGUUCCCCAGGACAUAGUAACCACAUUGCAGUCCAGCUCAACAUACUCAGAAGGAUGGUGGGACCAAGAAACAAGUGCCAAGGAUGGAUACAGAAAGCCAGUAGAAGUCAAGUGUGUAUUUCAGCUGAGAGGCCAUAUUACUCCUGUUCGGACUGUUGCAUUCAGUCCUGAUGGACUGGCAUUAGUAUCUGGUGGACUUGGAGGUCUCAUGAAUAUUUGGUCUUUACGGGAUGGUUCAGUAUUACAGAGUGUUGUAAUAGGUUCUGGAGCUAUUCAGACUGCGGUAUGGAUACCUGAAGUUGGAGUAGCUGCGUGUUCUAACAGAUCAAAGGAUGUGUUGGUAGUGAAUUGUACAUCAGAGUGGAUAUCUUCCAAUCACAUCCUUGCAACGUGUAGGACUGCACUGAAACAGCAAGGAGUUCUAGGAUUAAAUAUGGCUCCUUGCAUGCGAGCUUUCUUGGAACGUUUGCCAAUAAUGCUUCAGGAACAGUAUGCUUAUGAAAAGCCCCAUGUUGUUUGUGGAGACCAGCUUGUUCAUAGUCCUUAUAUGCAAUGCUUAGCAUCACUCGCUGUGGGCCUUCACCUAGAUCAGCUGUUGUGCAAUCCUCCAGUACCACCUCAUCACCAGAACUGCCUCCCUGAUCCUUCAGCCUGGAGUCCCACAGAAUGGGCUUGGCUAGAGUGUUUCUCAACUACCAUAAAAGCUGCUGAAGCCCUGGCCAAGGGAGCACAGUUCCCAGAAUCUUUUACUGUUCCAGACCUUGAACCUGUUCCAGAGGAUGAACUUACUCUCCUAAUGGAUAACAGUAAAUGGAUCAAUGGUAUGGAUGAACAGAUAAUGUCUUGGGCAACAUCAAGGCCAGAGGAUUGGCACUUGGGAGGCAAAUGUGAUGUGUAUCUGUGGGGAGCAGGAAGACACGGACAGUUAGCAGAAGCUGGUAGAAAUGUCAUGAUACCAGUAGCAGCACCUUCAUUCUCUCAGGCUCAGCAGGUUGUUUGUGGUCAGAAUUGUACUUUCGUCAUUCAAGCUAAUGGCACAGUUUUGGCUUGUGGAGAAGGGAGCUAUGGGCGACUGGGACAAGGAAAUUCAGAUGAUCUUCAUGUGUUAACGGUCAUUUCAGCACUGCAGGGCUUUGUUGUAACACAGCUGGUGACCUCUUGUGGAUCUGAUGGACAUUCUAUGGCUUUAACGGAAAGUGGGGAAGUCUUUAGCUGGGGUGAUGGAGAUUAUGGCAAACUGGGACAUGGGAACAGCGACAGACAGCGCAGGCCUAGACAAAUAGAGGCUCUGCAAGGAGAAGAAGUGGUGCAGAUGUCAUGUGGCUUCAAACACUCAGCUGUAGUGACAGCAGAUGGCAAACUUUUUACAUUUGGAAAUGGUGAUUAUGGUCGAUUAGGACUUGGAAAUACUUCCAAUAAGAAACUUCCAGAAAGAGUGACAGCACUGGAGGGUUACCAGAUUGGACAGGUGGCUUGUGGACUCAAUCAUACUGUAGCUGUGUCAACUGAUGGCUCAAUGGUUUGGGCUUUUGGAGAUGGAGAUUAUGGUAAACUUGGUUUGGGAAAUUCCACUGCAAAAUCCUCACCACAGAAAGUGGAUAUUCUUUGUGGAAUUGGAAUAAAAAAAGUUGCCUGUGGAACCCAGUUUUCUGUUGCAUUGACAAAAGAUGGUCAUGUAUAUACUUUUGGACAAGAUCGCCUUAUAGGUUUACCAGAGGGCCGAGCUCGAAAUCACAACAGACCCCAGCAAGUUCCAGUACUGUCAGGAGUCUUUAUUGAAGACAUAGCUGUAGGAGCAGAGCAUACGCUUGCUUUAUCAUCUACAGGGGAUGUAUAUGCAUGGGGUAGCAACUCUGAAGGACAGCUUGGACUUGGCCAUACCAACCACGUCAGAGAACCAACCCUAAUAACAGUCCUGCAAGGAAAAAAUAUUCGACAGAUUUCAGCAGGACGUUGCCACAGUGCUGCCUGGACAGCACCGCCUGUUCCACCAAGAGCUCCAGGUGUUUCAGUGCCUUUACAGCUUGGUUUACCUGAUGCCAUUCCACCGCAGUAUGGGGCACUGAAAGAAAUGAGCAUUCAUACAGUAAGAGCAAGGCUCAGACUGCUGUACCAUUUUUCUGACCUCAUGUACUCUUCAUGGAGAUUACUCAACCUCAGUCCCAAUAACCAGAACAGUACAUCUCAUUACAAUGCUGGAACGUGGGGAAUAGUUCAAGGACAGCUAAGACCCUUGCUAGCACCACGAGUGUACACACUCCCCAUGGUACGCUCUAUAGGAAAAACUAUGGUUCAGGGAAAAAACUAUGGGCCUCUGAUUACUGUAAAAAGAAUAUCAACCAGAGGUCGGAAAUGCAAGCCCAUUUUUGUACAGAUAGCAAGACAAGUGGUAAAGCUGAAUGCAUCGGACCUUCGCCUACCUUCCCGUGCCUGGAAAGUGAAACUGGUUGGAGAAGGAGCCGAUGAUGCAGGGGGAGUGUUUGAUGACACUAUUACAGAAAUGUGUCAGGAACUGGAAACUGGAGUAGUAGACCUGCUUAUUCCUUCUCCAAAUGCUACUGCUGAAGUAGGCUACAAUAGGGAUAGGUUUCUCUUUAACCCUUCAGCAUGUUUAGAUGAACAUCUGAUGCAGUUUAAAUUCUUGGGUAUUCUCAUGGGUGUAGCUAUUCGUACAAAAAAGCCAUUAGAUCUUCAUUUGGCUCCAAUGGUUUGGAAGCAACUUUGUUGUAUCCCACUCAUCUUGGAGGAUUUGGAGGAGGUAGAUCUGCUCUAUGUGCAGACCCUCAACAGCAUUCUUCACAUUGAAGACAGUGGGAUUACUGAAGAAAAUUUCCAUGAGAUGAUUCCUUUAGAUUCUUUUGUUGGUCAAAGUGCUGAUGGUAAAAUGGUUCCCAUAAUCCCUGGAGGGAACAGUAUCCCACUUACCUUUUCAAACAGGAAAGAAUAUGUGGAGAGGGCAAUUGAGUACAGACUUCAUGAAAUGGACCGUCAGGUGGCUGCUGUAAGAGAAGGAAUGUCUUGGAUUGUUCCAGUUCCCUUGUUGUCUCUUCUGACUGCUAAGCAGUUGGAACAAAUGGUCUGUGGAAUGCCGGAAAUAUCAGUUGAAGUUCUGAAGAAAGUUGUGCGUUACAGAGAAGUUGAUGAACAGCAUCAGCUAGUACAGUGGUUCUGGCAUACCCUUGAAGAAUUUUCAAAUGAGGAGAGAGUGCUUUUCAUGAGGUUUGUGUCAGGAAGAUCUCGAUUGCCAGCCAACACAGCUGAUAUCUCUCAGCGAUUCCAAAUAAUGAAGGUUGAUAGGCCUUACGACAGCUUGCCUACCUCACAGACUUGUUUCUUUCAACUGAGGCUCCCACCUUACUCCAGUCAAGUAAUCAUGGCAGAGCGUUUGCGCUAUGCAAUCAAUAAUUGCAGGUCUAUAGAUAUGGACAAUUAUAUGCUCUCACGGAAUGUGGACAAUGCAGAGGGCUCAGACACAGAUUAUUAACAUUCUGUGAACAAAAUCAUCUUCCUUUUACUACGAAUAGUGCCCUAAGUCCAAUUUGUUGUUGACAUAAUUUUAUGGUAACCAUAGAUGUUUUAGGAGCAUAAAAACAGAUGUUAAUAAACAGUGGCCACAGUUUAGUUACUCUAAAUGUAACAAAAAAUUAGAUGUUUUUAUUUUUUGUGAUUGUAAAAAAAAAAAAAAAAAAGGAAAAAGAAAACAAAAAAGUAUGAUCAGUAAUUUUUUUCUCCUUUUUUUGGUCACUUUUGAUAAGUUUGCAUGGAGACAUUUUGGUGCAUUUUUGUUGGGAAUAGUACAUUUGUAAGCCCUCCCAGUGAACAUGAAGAGUUGUACAUUGUGUAUAAUUGUUCAUUAGCAAGGACAGUUUUACAUGAAUAUUCACAUAUUUAUUUUGUUUUAAUUUGAAUUGCCUGUGCAGGGUUCCUUAUGCAGAGAAAAAUAAAGCAAAUUCAAGAAUUGUUUGCUUGUA